Peniophora sp. CBMAI 1063 is the source of this 855-nucleotide messenger RNA. The record is from the annotation of a GenBank genome assembly. Lineage: Eukaryota; Fungi; Basidiomycota; Agaricomycetes; Russulales; Peniophoraceae.
AUGGCCCUACAUGCAGACUACGCUGCUGCGCCAUCGCACGCGGACGAGCGGGGACACCCCAUAGUCAAUGCUCAGCCUGGCAUGGGAAGCGACGGGCUGGCGCUCAGGCCCAUUGAAGUCGGGGACGUUGGCUACAUCUCACACAUCGACGACGACUUCAUACGUAUCUUCGACGUGCAUCUUGAGCCUGGCAUGCAUGGCACAUCACCGGCCUGGGGCUCUUCAGGUGACCCCUUGACUACGAUCGCUCUCCAGCCUUCGCCUUCGGAGUCCCGGUCUUCCUCGUCCACGUCGGACGGGUACCGACGCUCUCCAUGUUUCCUGACGAUUCCGAGCGUAUCAUCGACUGCUGGUGCCGAGCAUCUACAGCCUGGGCUCACCCUCGCACAGCCGCGCCGUCCUGUCCUCACGCUGCCUACAUCUCCAUCCAGCCCGACUGCGAGUGCGUCAGACACAUCGCCCACCGAAAUGAAGCACCGUCGCGGUAUAAGCGGACCAACCUCUCCAACCGACUACGAAUGCGUACGCAUGAAGAAGAAACACUACGCCAAGACGUUCCGCGAUAACGAGAAGCACUACUUUGAAGAACUUGGUCGUCGGCUAUUCCCCACCGACCCAAAUGUGCGACGCGCGGAGUGCCUUCAGCGCGCCGUUGCUGCCCUGGACGAGCUGGAGACGUAUAAGGCGCGCGAGGAUCAGCGGGAUGCGGAGAUUGAGUUGUUGAGGGAGGAGUUGACACGUGCGAAUAUGCGUACGCGGGAGCUUGAGCAGGUUGUUGCUCAGCCGCAGACUGGUGUCGGGCUGAAGCUGGAUGCAUCGCAGGGGUUCAAGUCCCAUCAUGGCCAUUGGUUGUGA